Mycena indigotica is the source of this 2280-nucleotide messenger RNA. Its product is annotated as Glycoside hydrolase family 5 protein. NCBI's taxonomy places the organism in Eukaryota, Fungi, Basidiomycota, Agaricomycetes, Agaricales, Mycenaceae. Gene Ontology annotation, molecular function: beta-glucosidase activity. Gene Ontology annotation, biological process: glucan catabolic process. Gene Ontology annotation, cellular component: extracellular region; cell surface. The record is from RefSeq and is a predicted model, not a curated record. Bases 1 to 2280 code for a protein of 759 amino acids. The transcript has 10 exons.
AUGAGCGUGCAGAAACGUGAAGACUAUGCAGAGACGUAUGUGGACCACUAUACUCAGCCACUAACAGCCCACAUUCCUGUCUCGCCAUUAUCCCCGCAUUUCGCUCCAUAUCUGGACAGCCCCCUUCCAAGUCAGCAAAGCUUUCGCGACGAGGACUAUGCCUAUCCACCACCACCAUCCCCCUCUCUUUCUAAUUCUCCGUAUACCUUGUCUCCUCCUCCGAGUCCAGGGCGUCCGGUCGGCAAAGAACGCGUUGCUUAUGCUGCCAGCCAAGGAGGUUAUGGGUACGGUGGUCCUACUGCACACCGACGCAGUAUGAUGAUGCCCUCGGUAAACCAGCAACAGCAAGGGAGGAGACGUAAGCGCCUUAUAAUGGCUGGGGGACUUUUGUUCCUUAUGACAGCAGUUGUGCUUGUCGUAGUUAUCAUCUCCAGACGCCGUAGUGGUGGAUCAAACGCGUCUGCAACCUCAGCCAGUUCAUCUGACUCAGAUAAUCGCAAACCUAGUUCAAAGAGCCUCGUAACCACCGGUGGUGAUCAAAGUGUCGUUGUCAACGAUUUUGGAGACACGUUCGUUUAUACCAAUUCUUUUGGAGGGUACUGGCUGGCAGACCCUGAGAACCCAACAUAUGGCGGACGCGCAAAUAGUUGGACUCCUUUGCUCAAUGAAACUUGGACAUGGGGUGUCAAUAGGGCCAAUGGGGUAAAUUUGGGUGGAUGGUUCCAGUUAGAACCGUUCAUUUCCCCCGCACUAUUCCAACCGUAUCCAUCUGCUGGAGACGAAUGGACCUUGUCGCAGCAUCUACUUGCAGACGGGAAAUUAGAAUCUACUUUGGAGACUCAUUACGCGACAUUUAUAACUGAACAGGAUCUCGCUCAAAUCGCCGGAGCGGGCUUGAACUGGAUUCGUGUCCCAAUUCCCUUCUGGGCUGUCGGCACUUGGUCUGAUGUCGGGACAGACGCAUUUGGGACUGGUGCAAACGGCGGGACCGUCGCCGAGCCGUUUUUAAACGCAGUUUGCUGGAAAUACUUUGUUCGUAUGCUCGGCUGGGCUCGAAAAUACGGUCUUCGUGUCAAUAUCGAUCUUCAUAGCUUGCCUGGCUCCCAAAAUGGGUACAAUCACUCAGGAAAGAUGGGCCAAAUCAACUUCUUAAACGGUCCCAUGGGUAUGGCAAAUGCACAACGAGCUCUCGACUGCAUUCGCGUCAUAACCGAGUUUAUUGCUCAAGAACAGUACCAAGAUGUGGUACAGAUUUUCGGAGUCGUAAACGAGGCACUCAUGUCGACCAUCGGACGAGAACAACUAGGCGCCUUCUAUAUCCACACCCACGAUAUGAUUCGGGGGAUCACCGGUAUCGGCAAAGGACCUUAUAUCAGUCUUCAUGACGGCUUUGUUGGUCUUGAAUCAUGGGCGGGCUUCGCUACCGGGAGCGACCGGAUUAUUCUCGAUACACAUCCGUAUUUCAGCUUUAGCGGCAACCCUAACAAUGCGCCAAUCGCAACGUCGGAAAACCCCCUGGAUCCGGCUGCGGGAGGCACCUGGCCAAACCAAGCGUGCUCUGGGUGGGGUGGGGGCAUGAAUUCCAGUCGGGGCGCCUUUGGGGUCACACUCGCAGGGGAGUUUAGCAAUGGAUUCAACGAUUGCGGGCUAUUCCUCAAAGGCGUGAAUGGGUCAACGUCUUAUGGGGGUGAUUGCAACUACUGGCAAGACGCGAGCCAAUGGAACACUUCCGUUAAAGCCGGACUGCAAGCGUUUGCCCUCGGCCAGAUGGAUGCAUUGCAGGACUGGUUUUUCUGGACGUGGAAGAUUGGUGCGGCGCAGAACGGGGUAGUGAGCUCUCCCUUGUGGUCAUACAAGGCGGGGCUCGAAGGCGGUUGGAUGCCGGCUGACCCGCGCGUUGCCGUUGGCAAGUGCAUUCAAGUCGGUGCAACGCCCCAAUCGUGGGCGGGGACCUUCAGCUCCUGGCAAACAGGCGGGGCUGGGGCAGGAAAUAUCCAGUCCCGCAUGCAAUGGCCGCCUGCGACCCUCUCGAAUCAGAAGGGCAACAUUCUGCUCACCUACACACCAACCGCGGCAAUCACGAGCCUGAUGUAUGUGAUGCCGACGGUAACGCCAACGGGGAGCGCAAGCGCAAGUGUCGCAAGCAUGCCUUCCGCGAGUAUGGGGAGCGGAUGGGCGAACUUGGCAGACACGACUUUAGCAGCUGCGCCAAUUGCUGGCUGCACAUACCCUAAUGCUUGGAAUGCGAUAGGACUGCCCGCGCCAACAGUGGCUUGCUAG